AUGACUCACGCGGAGGCUGUUCUGUGGUUCAACGUGCUCCUGUUUCUUCACGUUGUUGCUCAGUUCAGGGAUAACGGACGGCAGCAGUGGCCCGUCCCGUACAGGCGGUUUGAUCGUCGCCCUGAUGUGGACUCCUACUGUGAAGCUCUCUACCCGUUCUGUCCCACCGGGGACCGGGAUGGAAGGAUUCCCUUCAUGAGAGACAGCGAUCUUAUCUCAGUUUAUCGACUGCAAACACCUGUGUGGGAAUUCAAGUACGGAGAUUUGCUGGGGGAAAUUCAUAUCAUGCAUGAUGCCAUUGGGUUCAGCAGUUCAGAUACGGGGGCAAACUACACCAUGGAGUGGUACGAGCUGUUUCAGCUUGGUAACUGCACCUUCCCUCACAUCAGGCCCGAGGCGUACGCGCCUUUCUGGUGCAACCAAGGAGCUGCCUGCUUCUUCAAAGGCAUCGAUGACUUACACUGGUCACAAAACGGCACCUUGGAGAAAAUAGGAGAACUCAAAGGGAGCGAGUUCAAUGACAUGGCUCAGUGGGUCCAGGACGACAAUGAGACUGGGAUCUACUAUGAGACGUGGACCGUUCGCUCAGACCCCAGCCCCAAUGCCACAGUGUGGUUUGAGUCUUACGACUGCUCCCAGUUUGUCCACCGCACGUACAGGAAACUGACUGAGCUCGGAGCCAAACUAUCCAGCAGAUCAAAAACCAACUACACCAAGAUCUACCUGUACAGCGGAGAGCCAACCUAUCUCGGCAACGACAGCGCUAUAUUCGGACAGCCCGCUCUGAAGAAUCUGGCACUGGACAUUCGUAAAUUUUACCACACAUUUAGACCACACCAGUCAUUUCUAGACUUUGCCUUAAGUCUGUUGGAGGCUUAUAAAAAGGUUGUGUUGGACAAGAGCUUCUACCUCUACUACAACUUUGAGUACUGGCGUCUGCCAAUGAAGCCUCCUUAUGUACAGAUUACGUAUGAAGAGGUGCCUUUGCCUUAACUUAAAACUUUUUAAGUGUUUUCAUUAAGGGCUGCAAAUCAUUUUUCAUUAAUGUGUUAAGAUUAAGAUUUUCAUUGCCAACGAUCACUACUGUUAUUGUUGUGCACAUGACCAAUAAAAAGCCUUGAAUCUUAGGAAACAAGUAGCCUAUGUUCACAUUUAAUAAUUUGAAACCAGCAAAUGUCUGCCAUUUAGGCUUGCUUAAUGACAAUGAAUCGAGUAUCAAGAAUUCUUGAGACAUGUUAAUGCUUUUUCUUCAUAAAACAUUUGCAAAACAAACUUUAAAAAAGUAUAUAUAUUAUAUAAUUAUUACAUAUAAAUUACAUAUAAUAUAUAUAUGUAUGUGUGUACGUGUGUACACAUCCAUUUGGUAGCUUGCAUUCUUCUUCUCCCCUGCCUUUGUUGGUGCAUUGAUGCAUUUGAACCUCAGUUUGGGCCAACAUGAACAAGAACUCGUUUUGAGUGCUCAGAAAAACAUGGACUUGAAUCCCAUGACAUCUGAUGAAGAUCAUGCGACAUGAUCAAAAGCUCCAAAACAGCCACUUAAUGGACCUUGAGAUUAUCUGUUUAGAACAAAAUAGUGCUUGCUACAUUUUCUGUCAAUCAUAUAAUUGAUUGAUUACUCGUGUGUCAUCAGGGAUGUAAUCAGGGUCUAUACAGAUGUCAGAUGUCUCAGAGUCGAAAAUCUGUACAAAGUUAUUCUUUAUGUAUGAAAUGGAAUGAGAGGCACUUUAUCAUCUGUGUUACAAGUAUUUUUUCUCAAAAGCCUCCCAACCCCUUGCAGGUGCUUAUGUACUACACAUUAAAUACACUACACAGGUUCUGGAAGACAUGGGAAUAUUUAGCCUAGACACAAAAGAGCUUUUUAAAAAAGUAUUUUGUGAAUUGUUUCAUACAGUAUACUAAAGAGUAUCUGCAACUAAAUGGGGAAAAAACUAUGUAGUAUGCCAUAAAUACCAUAAUCAUCCAAUAUCAUACACUGAGACCAUUUCAAAUCAAACUUUGAGCACAUUUCUUAGCAGACUCUGAGAUGUUUGAUCAAUAAAAGUAUGGCAAAGCGCAGGAAGUGAUUAGCACCAACAUGACAAGGAUUGUAUUCCAUUCAUUUUAAUUAUUUAGCUUAUUUAGACAGAUUUUAUGCAGUUUUUACACUUUCAUUUAAAAAAUAUAUAUUUCCUUUUACAGUUAAAUGUCUUCACUUGUUUACAAAUAUUUGUUUUUAUAAUUGCUCCAUUUCCUGAAGCUUACUUGUGCAUUUUAUUUAACUGAUUGCAAUGACUACAGUGUUUAAAAAAUAAAAAGACAGAUGCAAAGAGUACAUUCAUAAAUCUUUAUUACUGGUAUACGAUCACAUGUCCAAAACAAUUUUAAUUUAAAGACAGGUGACCAGUUAAGCAAAGUAGACAAAGUAUUUGCCAAACAUAAGCAAAACUAAAAAGACAACAUUGUCAACACCAGUGUACUCCAAAUAAAACUUAAUGGAGGACUCUGAACAAGUGAGGUUAAAACAAUUACUGACAUCUUAAUGAUGUAGUUUAUCUGUAUUUAGUUGGAACGUGUUACUCAACUGAAAUUCCCAAUGAAAGCCAACAGAAACAACAGGAAACUGGUAACAAAAGUCAACCAUCACUUUAAAGCUGCUGACACGGCAACCAUUUCAUGUAUUGCACAAAUCAUUAAAA
Molecule: messenger RNA, 2675 nt
Organism: Etheostoma spectabile (orangethroat darter)
Lineage: Eukaryota; Metazoa; Chordata; Actinopteri; Perciformes; Percidae
Gene: cln5
Product: CLN5 lysosomal BMP synthase
Exons: 4
Coding region: 1-993 (330 amino acids)
Biological process (GO): lysosome organization
Cellular component (GO): lysosome; lysosomal membrane
Molecular function (GO): hydrolase activity, acting on glycosyl bonds
Source: RefSeq, a predicted model, not a curated record